Leptonychotes weddellii (Weddell seal) is the source of this 1276-nucleotide messenger RNA. Lineage: Eukaryota; Metazoa; Chordata; Mammalia; Carnivora; Phocidae. The record is from RefSeq and is a predicted model, not a curated record.
GUGGGCGGUGCUCCGGCUGGCUGGGAAAUGUCAGCCGCUUGACUGGGGACGGGUUUUCCUUACCCCAGAGCCUGCAGGCCUUGUAGUGAUCGUCACCGCCGUCGCCUCGGACCGUAGGUCCCAGAUUUGGACGGCUGUGGCGGACGCGGAGUUUCCCGGUCCUUCCAGAUGCUGUCUGGCAAGAUCGGACGGUGAGCCUGAUGGGGAGAGCCUGAGGCACUUUGGGGUCUGGGGUCUGAGGCCGAGCGCAGGCGGAGAUCGAGAGGACCUCGGAGACCCCGAGCAGCCGCCACCGCGGGCCUACGUUCCCGGCCACUGAUAGGCGGUAGCCAGGUCCGCCGGCCAGUUUACAGAUAUGACCCAGACCUGUACAUGAGUGACUUUGGUUAGUCAGAGUGAACAUUCAAUAAUGAGCGGUGCAGCUUUGGGACUCGAGAUUGUUUUUGUCUUUUUUCUGGCAUUAUUCCUACUUCAUCGAUAUGGAGAUUUCAAGAAACAGCAUAGACUUGUAAUUGUCGGAACACUGCUAGCUUGGUAUCUCUGCUUUCUUAUCGUCUUCAUACUGCCUCUGGAUGUUAGUACGACUAUAUACAACCGGUGUAAGCAUGCUGCUGCAAACUCAAGCCCUCCUGAGAACAGCAACAUCACAGGAUUAUAUGCACCUGCUACCCCAGUUCCCAGCCAGCAUCCAUGUUUCAUGCCAUGGAGCUACAUUCCCGAUGGAAUCAUGCCAAUUUUCUGGAGGGUAGUAUAUUGGACAUCACAAUUUUUAACAUGGAUUCUGUUACCUUUUAUGCAGUCAUAUGCAAGAUCAGGAGGGUUUUCCAUCACUGGAAAGAUCAAAACUGCACUGAUUGAGAAUGCAAUCUACUAUGGCACCUAUUUGCUGAUUUUUGGAGCAUUUUUAAUUUAUGUAGCUGUGAACCCACAUUUGCACUUAGAAUGGAACCAGCUUCAGACAAUUGGGAUAGCUGCCGCAAAUACAUGGGGCCUGUUUCUUCUCGUGUUGUUGCUGGGGUACGGUUUGGUAGAAAUUCCUCGGUCGUACUGGAACGGAGCAAAAAGAGGUUAUCUACUUAUGAAAACGUAUUUUAAGGCAGCCAAACUGAUGACAGAGAAAGCAGAUGCAGAAGAGACUUUAGAAGAUGUCAUGGAGGUAAGCAAGUUCCAACCUUACACUCAGUCAUGGUUGUUUUUUUGCUGCUGUGUUAGCACAUCGAUGGGCUUUACCCUGCAUGUUUGGUGAUGUGCGGUCCUUCAGAAUGUCCCGUCCGUU